AUAUAUAUAUAAAGAAGAAUUAGAAAUAAUACCGAUUGGUGUAAUCAUUUGAUAUUUCUUUUAAUUAAAUUACGUCCUUUUUUUAAAGAAAAGAAAAUUUUUAAAAAAAAAAGAAAAAAAGAAAAGAAAAAAGAAAAAAAGAGAAGUUUCUCUCCAUACUGAGCUAUUCAACUAAAUUAUAUUUUCAUUUAUGUUACUCUGUGUAUAACAAUGAUCAUAAUGAUAUUGAUUAAGAAAUUAUUCCUAUUUCAAAAUGGAUCAUUUUUAAUGGAUGGUAACUCAUUUCUAUCAUACUACUUAUAAUGAUGUUAUCAUUCUAAUAUCUAUGUAAUAUAUAUUAAGGAGAUAUGUUCUUAUAUCAUUAUAAAUUCUUGUUUAGUAUAUUAUAUAUUCUAUUAUAUAAUUAUGGAUUGAUUUAUAUUACAUCAGUAAAUAAUCCUAUUGUAAUAACAUUUGUUAUUGAAGAGAAUCUCCCAAUCGGUUCUGAAGUUGGACGAAUCAACUUGGAACCAGAUCAUCAUCAUAAUAAUAAUAAUAAGACAAAUGAUUACAUAACAUUUACAUUACAAGAUACAACAUAUUUUAAUUUUGAUAAAAUUAUAUUGAAUAAAUUAAUUGUAUGUAAAUUAUUAGAUAGAGAUAUUGAUAGAAAAUUAUGUAGUGAAAGUGGUUGGCCAGAAAUAUGUGCAUGGUCUAGUGUUAUCUUUGUUAAUGAUGGUAGAUUAUUAAGUUUACGUAUUGUGAUACGUGAUAUUAAUGAUAAUAUACCGAAAUGGUUAACUAAAAAUAAUAUUGAUCAACCAUUAUUAGAAAUAUGGAUUAUAGAAAAUUCAUUAAUUGGUACUAUUAUUGAUUUACCAUUAGCAUAUGAUCCAGAUAUUGGUGAAAAUUCUAUUAUAAAAUAUGAAUUAGCUAAUUCAGAUCACCAUCAUGAUCAUCAUAAUAAUAAUACAUUAUCAUUAUUUCAAAUUGUGAAUUCACCUAGUCCAAAUGGACCAAUAUUUCAAAUGAUUAUCAAUGGUAUAUUGGAUCGUGAAUUAUUAUCCAUUUAUGAAUUGACUGUAGCUGCUGUUGAUGGUGGAGGAAAUCGUGGUUAUGCUAAAUUAAUUAUACAUGUUGCUGAUGAAAAUGAUAAUUCACCAAUUUUUCAACACUGUAAUCAUAAAACUAAUAAUAAUAAUAAUAAUAAUAAUAAUAAUAAUAGUUAUAUAAAUAAAACAGAAUCCAUUAUUGGACAAUCAUGUGAAAUGAUUGUGAAUAUCGAUGAAGAUAUCCCAAUUGGUAGUACAUUACCAAUACAUCUUAUAGCAAAUGAUAUAGAUGAAGGAGAAUUUGGUCAUGUAACUUAUCGAUUUGCUUUAUCCGCUCCAGAUGUAGCAAGAAGAGAUUUUAAAAUUGAUCGUGAAACUGGUACAAUUCUUGUUCGAUCACCAUUAGAUUAUGAUACUGGUGGAUUAACACAAUAUCUAUUUAAUAUAGUUGCUGAAGAUGGUGGUCUACCACCAUUAACAGCAACAACACGUAUUAUUAUUAAUAUACAAGAUAAAAAUGAUAAUUCACCACAAAUUACAAUUACACCAGCAUUUUUACAAGAAGAUAAUUAUAAAUCAUUCGUAUAUCAACAAAAUACAACCAAAUUAACAAAUAUGGAUAUGAUGAAAUCAACAUUGUAUCUCAUUGAAAAUAAGUUACCUGGAGCAUUGAUUGCAACGAUUACAGUUUCUGAUCAAGAUUCUAAUGAAAAUGGUCAAUUCACAUGUCAAUUAGAUCAUACAGAUGAAUUAAAUUUAAUUUAUUUAAGAAAUUUAGGUAAAAUUAGUGUAUAUCAAUUAUGUUCAUUACGUUCAAUUGAUCGUGAAAUACAACCAGAAUUACGUGUUACAUUAAAAUGUGAAGAUAAUGGUAUUGAUAAUAAACAAAAAACAAUUGAAUUAUUAACUAUACAUAUAUUGGAUAUAAAUGAUAAUUCACCAAUGUAUACAAAUAAACGUUAUAGUUAUCAAGUAUCUGAAACCAAUGAUAUUGGAUUAUUAAUUGGAGAAGUUACAGCACUGGAUCCUGAUCUUGGAUUAAAUGGUGAACUGAAUUAUUCUAUUCAGUGGCCUCCAGGUCAAGGACCGAAUCCUUUUGAAGUUAAUGAAAAAGGUGAACUGAUAACUCGUAUGCCACUGGAUAGAGAAAAUCAACCCGAAGGUUAUCAUUUUAUUGUAAAUGCAUAUGAUAAUGGUGAACCACGAUUAUCUGGAUCAACACAUGUAGAAAUUGCUUUAAUUGAUAUUAAUGAUUGUCAUCCAAUAUUUACACAAGUCAAUUAUCAUUUUUCAUUAGAUGAAGAAUUAGAAAUGAAUUAUACAAUAGAAUCAUAUGUAAUUGGUCAAGUGAAAGCAACUGAUUGUGAUAUUGGUUUGAAUGCUCAAUUAAUCUAUUCACUUGAUACUACUAUAAAUUAUAAAAUGGAUCAUCCAUUUCAAGUAACAAAAGAUGGUUAUGUAAAAACAACAAAAAGUAUUGAUCGUGAAACACAUCCAGCCUUUUUACUUCAAGUUCUAGCUACUGACAAUCCACAAACACCGGAAAAGCAACUUACAGCUACAGCACAAGUUCAUAUAACCAUCUUAGAUAUUAAUGAUAAUGAACCAAUAUUUCAAAGACCACCGUUUGAUAAUGGGACUAAUGAGGUGGAAAUAUCAUAUAAUGAUGUCCCAGGUCAUUUAAUAGAAAAAGUUGAAGCAAUCGAUAAAGAUAUUGGUGCAAAUGGAAAAAUUACAUUUUCAUUCAAUCAUAAACAAUCUAUCAAUUCAAUGUUUAUGAUAAGAGAAAAUACUGGAGAAAUAUUUUUACAAAAAGAAUUAUCCAUUAAAGAUAUAGGAACUAUACCAUUGAUUAUAUUGGCUACAGAUAUGGGAUUAAUACCUAAAACAACAACAACAACAAUUUAUAUAAAAAUUUCUGAUAAACCAACCAAUAUAUUCCGUUUGAGUACAAUAAAUCAAUAUGAUUCAUCUAAUGAACAAUUAUCUACAACAUUCUUAACAUAUUUUAACAUGGAUACAAAUAAAUUUAUCAUUAUUUGUAUUAUAUUAAUUACUUUUAUUAUAUGUACAGUAUUAAUCUCUGUUAUAUUUACUAUAUCACGUAAUAAUAAUAAUAAUAAUUGUAAUGUAUUUAAUCAUAAAGCUACGGUUACAACUAAACCAAUCACUGCAUAUAAUGAGAAUACACAUAGUUAUCAUACUAAUUUAGUAGAAAAAUCUCCACCAGAUAUAAUUAAUGUUACAUUGCCUAGUAAAUCAAUCAAUUAUCCCUUUGAUUGUAUAGAUGUUGUGAAUACAUUUGAACAAAAUAAUAAUAAUAAUAAUAAUAAUUAUUUACCAACAUUUUAUGAACAAACAACAUCUAUGACACUACCAUAUACAUUUCAUGAAACAGAUUUAAGAUUUUAUGAUCAAUUAAUGCCAGCUAAUGAAAAAUUAUUAAAUGGCUUUCAACCAACAGAAAAUAAUAUACAAAUUCAAACAUCACUUAAUCAUUUCAUUGGAAAUGAACAAACUGAACCAUUAAUUCAUAAUCAUAUAAAAUCAUUGAAUGAACCAUCAUAUACUACUAAUAAAUUGAUUACUAAUUAUUAUCCAACUUAUAAAUUGAAUGAUACAUUAUCAAAUUAUAAAAGUACUAAUCCAAUAGAACAUUCUAGAUAUUGUGAUACAAUAAGUAAUUUGCCUAUUUCUUUUAUAAAUAAUAAUGAUUCUAUUCAUAAUAUGAAUAAUAAUAAUUUCCCUUCAAUUCUUCAUUCCAAAGAUGAUUCAUUACAAUAUCCUUUCACAUCCAAUCAAUUCACUUAUGGUAAUUUUUAAAAUGACCUCACUUCAUUGUAAACAAAUUUAAUAUAGUUUUGUUUGUUUGAUUAAAACAAAACAUUAUAAUUUUGCUUCUUUCAAACAAACUGGCAAACAUUUCAAAUCACAACAACAUAUACAAUUUCUCUUAUUGAACACAUUGAAACUGUUACUUAAACUGGUUACACAUAACCUGUUGUAUUAUUUGUAAUUCAUUAAACAAAAUAAGAACAAAAAAUUGGACUGAGAUACAAUGACC
Molecule: messenger RNA, 4095 nt
Organism: Schistosoma intercalatum
Lineage: Eukaryota; Metazoa; Platyhelminthes; Trematoda; Strigeidida; Schistosomatidae
Source: the annotation of a GenBank genome assembly